Molecule: messenger RNA, 4302 nt
Organism: Notolabrus celidotus (New Zealand spotty)
Lineage: Eukaryota; Metazoa; Chordata; Actinopteri; Labriformes; Labridae
Gene: ror2
Product: receptor tyrosine kinase-like orphan receptor 2
Exons: 9
Coding region: 374-3187 (937 amino acids)
Biological process (GO): multicellular organism development; protein phosphorylation; cell surface receptor protein tyrosine kinase signaling pathway
Cellular component (GO): signaling receptor complex
Molecular function (GO): protein binding; ATP binding; transmembrane receptor protein tyrosine kinase activity
Source: RefSeq, a predicted model, not a curated record
AUAGUAAAACGUGCCGCAAUUCCAAACGUGCGCGUUAAAUACGCGCGUGCGUCCUCUCCACUUUUCCACGCUCCCUUCCUCUCAGCGCGAGGACAGAAGCCUCUGUGGGAUCAACAGGUCUGCAGGAGCAGCGCAGACCCUCUCUCGGAGUUUCUGCCGGACUGUACCGGGAUGAACGUGGCUUUGUUUUCCUCCCUGAACCCGCAUCCGUCCCGCAGCUCCAUGAGCGGAUCCUGAAGAGUGCGCUUCCUCUGCGGGCUGCUGGAAAACCAGAAGAAGAGGAGGAGACCCAGCUGAAAACUUAGGAUCCUGAAUCUGGAUGAAACUAUCUUCAGUUUAACUUUCUCUGCUCAGCUCGCUGAAAUCUGUCGAGAUGGCUCCGAGGACCCCGAGGACUUUUCUCUGGAUGCUUUUCUUGAUACCAGCUCUGAGAUGUGAAGCUGAUCCAGGUCUGUCGGUGGAUUCAGAGGCUGUGGCUGAAGCUCAGAGUGGAUCUGCACCAACACCUGAGGGUUACUACCUGGAGUUCCAGGAGCCCCUCAACAACAUCACACACUUCCAGGGUCAGACAGCCACGCUGCACUGCAAAGUCACAGGAAACCCCCGACCCACCAUCCGCUGGCUGAAGAACGAUGCCCCCGUAUUCCAGGAGCAGGGACGCAUCACUAUACGCAGGACUGAGGCCGGGUCCAAGCUCAGGAUACAGGACCUGGACACGACUGACACUGGGUACUACCAGUGUGUCGCCUCCAACUCUCUCAAAGUCAUCUCUGCGACCGGCGUGCUGUACGUCAAACUAGGACAGAUGCCCACACACAGCCCGGACGAAACCUCUCGUGACAAAGGUUUCUGUCAACCAUACAGAGGCAUCGCCUGUGCACGCUUCAUCGGUAACCAGAGCAUCUACGUGGAGUCUCUGCAGAUGCAAGGAGAGAGUGAGAACCGCAUCACAGCUGCGUUCACGAUGAUCGGCACCUCCACCCACCUCUCGGAUCAGUGCUCCCGGUUUGCCAUCCCCUCCUUCUGUUACUACGUCUUCCCGCUGUGUGACGACGGCUCCAGGGGCCCUCGUAAGCGUCAGCUCUGCAGAGACGAGUGUGAGGCCCUGGAGAACGAGCUGUGCCACUCUGAGUACACCAUCGCCAGAUCCAACCCCAUGAUCCUCAUGCAGCUGGAGCUCCCUAAAUGCCACCUGCUGCCGCGACCAGGGACGAGUGAUGCCGCCUCGUGCAUGAGGAUCGGAGUGCCGCAGGACAAACUGGGACCAUACUCCCCCUCAGAUCACAGCUGUUAUAACGGGAGCGGGGCGGACUACAGAGGAACCGUCAGCGUCACAAAGUCCGGCCAUCACUGCCAGCCGUGGAACGCUCAGUACCCGCACAGCCAUCACAUGACCCAGGAACACCCCGAGCUGAGGGGGAGUAACAACUUCUGCAGAAACCCUGGAGGACAGAUGGAGGCGCCCUGGUGCUUCACCCUGGACCCUCAGGUCAGGGUGGACCUGUGUGAAAUCCAGCCCUGCAGACCUCCAGACAACCCCCGGAAAGAGAUCCUGUUCAUCCUGAUCCCUGCGAUUGCCAUCCCGCUGGUCAUCGCCUGCCUCUUCUUCCUGGUUUGCAUGUGUCGUAACAAACAAAAGGAUUCAAUAGACUCACCUCCACGCUGCCAGCUAAGCAACUCACAAAACCAGGACAUGGAGCUGUCUCUGCUCAGCCAACAGAAGCACCAGGCCAAGCUGCGGGAGAUUAACAUGUCAGCCGUGCGGUUUAUGGAGGAGCUGGGCGAGGACCGGUUCGGCAAGGUUUACAAGGGCCACCUGUACGGCACCGCACCUGGAGAGCAGAGCCAGGUGGUGGCCAUCAAGACAUUAAAGGACAAAGUCGACACCACUCUCUGCGAGGAGUUUCGACAUGAGGCCAUGGUCCGUUUCCACCUGCAGCACCAGAACUUAGUUUGUCUCCUGGGUGUGGUUACCAAAGAGCAUCCCAUGAGCAUGAUAUUCACCUUCUCCAGCAUCGGGGAUCUGCACGAGUACCUGGUGAUGCGCUCCCCUAACUCGGACGUUGGCAGCUCAGAUGAUGACAAGACGGUGAAGUCCACACUUGAGCAGGCAGAUUUCCUUCAUGUUAUCACUCAGAUCGCUGCAGGGAUGGAGUACCUCUCCAGCCAGCAGGUCGUCCAUAAAGACAUGGCAGCCAGGAAUAUUCUGGUCUUUGACAAACUCAGCAUCAAGAUUCUGGAUCUGGGGUUGUUCAGAGAAGUCUAUUCAGCAGAUUACAACAAUCUCAUGGGAACGAGUCCUUUCCCAAUCCGGUGGAUGUCCCCAGAAGCUAUCAUGUACGGAAAGUUCUCUACCGACUCCGACAUCUGGUCCUAUGGUGUCCUCCUGUGGGAGACUUUCAGCUACGGUCUACAACCAUACUGUGGAUACUCCAACCAGGACGUGAUCGAGAUGGUCCAAAACCACCAGCUGCUCUCCUCUCCGGAUGAUUGCCCAGCCUGGAUUUACACCCUCAUGCUGGAGUGCUGGAGUGAGUUCCCUGCUAGACGGCCUCGCUUCAAAGACAUCCACACCCGUCUGCGCUCCUGGGAGAGCCUGUCCAACUACAACAGCUCCGCUCAGACUUCUGGCACCAGCAACACCACCCAGACCAGCUCCCUGAGCACAAGCCCUGUUAGCAACAUCAGCAUGAGCACAGCCAACGCAUCACGCUACACCAGCCCCAAGAAGACCUCCCCGUUCCAUCAGCCCCAGUUCAUGCCCAUGAAGGGGCAAAUGCACCGGCCGAUGGUGCCCCCUCAGCUUUACAUCCCUGUCAAUGGAUACCACCCCAUGCCAGCCUACCCAUACCUGCAGAACUUUUACCCCAUGCAGAUACCCAUGCCCAUGCCUCAGCAGCAGAUUCACCACCCGUCACAGAUGGUCCCCAAAGCUGGCUCUCACCACAGCGGCAGUGGAUCCACGUCUACAGGGUACGUCACCACUGCCCCGUCCAACACUUCAGCCACAGAGCGAGCAGCUUUGCUACACGAGGACUCCAAGACCACUGAGGAGGACUUUGCUGAACGGGGGUCUCCAGAAGAGAUAGACCAACACAAGGACUUGUCAGUGCCUGAAACAGAGCUGCUAGGUGACAAUGAUCCUGCACAGACUGAUGAACUGGUGAUUCACCUGUCGGACACAUAGACGAGGUGUCUGAAGGACAGUAAAGCUGAAAUCAUCUGUGAGCCGUGCUUGCCUAAACUUCCAUGAGUCAAGUGAAGUGAGCAAACAUGCAGAACAGUGACUGAAUGUUUUUGUACAAGUUUCUCUGAUAGUACUGACCCCAAUGAAUGUCAAGUGUGUCUCACGUCUGUACCUCUCACACACCUGUGCCAAUCAGCAAGCAAAGUAACACCCAGUCCUCUGAACAGGUGUUGUUGCUGCAGUGUAGAAGACUUUAUGUAAGUGAGAAUCUGAUGCACAUGGCGAUAAUUGGUAAGAAAUAAGGUUGUGAUUCAAGUCCCCAACAACCAACCUCCAAACUCUGGAUCACACAAACAUCGGUGGCCUGCAGAAACAAGAACUCAGGUGUCAGAGGUGUCGGAGAAGUGUUUUGAUUGUUCACCACUUGUGCCUGACAUUUUGUAAGACAGUGCAGUUUAGAUACUUCAAGAGCAGUGCGCAGAAACAAUAACUGAAUGUUUUUGUACAAGUUUCUUAGAUAACUGGUGCGAUUGAUUGUAAGGUGUCCCAUUUUUGUACCUCUCAUCCACAAGAACCCUAGAGCUUGCCCUUUCCUGAUAGACACAAUGCAAACAUCACCAUGGAUUCAUGCAAUCCUCCCAACUUUGGAUACCAGACUCCUCAACCAGUUGUGCACCCAGAGCCCAGAACCGAACCCAGGAGUUUGCAAUCUGUGCAGCUUUCAAAGAUUUAAAAAUGUUUGAGGUUCUGAUUUGAUGAUUCGUGGAAACAGCAUGUUGAGAACCGCAGCACAUCUGUGAUGGAUGAAAAUGUUGUAGAUUUAAAAGUAAAUGUCUAUGUUUAGUUUGUUAAAUGGUACUCACUGAGAUUGACUUUGGAACAGAACAUGUGACUGAUUUUCUACCACGUUAAUAAUUGUAACAUCAACUUUGAUAACCAAGUUGUGCAGACUUGUAUUUAUGUACUUUGGUUUACUUUGUACUUUGUACGUUGUGUUAAUGCUGUGUCCUCUCCACCAUGUGUGCUCUGUUUAAGCAAAUUAUUGAUCAAAAUGUGUCCACGUAAAGUCGUAUGAAUAAAUCGGGGACUGCCCCCUCAAUAAGAGAAGGAAACUA